Messenger RNA from Ceratosolen solmsi marchali, 577 nucleotides. Its product is annotated as caspase-1-like. Gene Ontology annotation, cellular component: cytoplasm. The coding region runs from base 82 to 483 and encodes 133 amino acids. The record is from RefSeq and is a predicted model, not a curated record. Gene Ontology annotation, molecular function: cysteine-type endopeptidase activity. The transcript has 4 exons. Gene Ontology annotation, biological process: proteolysis; apoptotic process; positive regulation of neuron apoptotic process. Lineage: Eukaryota; Metazoa; Arthropoda; Insecta; Hymenoptera; Agaonidae.
UCUAUUAUUAAUCUUAGCCAUCAGGAUUGUCAUAAGAUAAGUCAAGUGAAUCGCGCUAAAUGCAUUAUUUUAAGUCAUGAAAUGUUUACCUAUAAAAAUUUGGGAACACGUAGGUGUGCUGAUGCCGAAGCCACACUUGUAAAACAGACAUUCAAAAACUUAGGUUUUGAUGUAUUUAUUUACAAAGAUUACACAUAUCAGCAAAUAAAAAAACUUCUUACAAAUUUAAGUAGCGAUGAUUAUAAGAAGGACGACUGUAUUUGUAUCUUUAUAUUAACACAUGGAGAGGCAAAAGGACUUAUCUGGGCCUUGGAUGCAUGUUAUCCAAUAAAUAUUUAUGAAGAAACACUUUCAAAUAUCCAGACACUGGCUGAUAAACCGAAGCUAAUUUUCGUUCAGGCACGUAUAGUAGCGAGGGUAGAUGGAGGAACACAUUUAAUUCAACAAAAGAGCGAUUAUAUUGAUGAAAUAAAUAGAAAAUAAAGCAUUUGUAACAAACUGUCUAAUUUGACAGUUACUUUAUAUGGCAUAACUUACCGCCUGCCACAUUUUCUUAAAUUUAGUAAAUUAUUCUUAA